GAUCAUCGCGUUUCCGACAACCCUUCUCAAACACCACAACACCAUGGGCUCCGACGAUUAUGCUGCAGUCGGUGGCGGUGGCGCCCUGAAACUCAAAGGCGCCAAAAUACACAAGAAAAAGAAGAAGCGCGACAAGACCGAUCUUGAAAAGAAUCUCGAUACUGGAAACAAGGACGAAGAGAAGAGAAGGAAGAAGGAUAGAGAGGAGCAAGAGCCCCACGAUGAGGAUGAUGAGGACAAACCCGAAGUCCAAAAGACGGAGGCUCAAAAGCGCCACGAAGAGAUAAAAAAGAAGAGGCUGCUCAAACUCGCUGAGUCUUCAAGCUCGCGACCAGAACUUCUCAAAACACAUAAGGAGCGUGUCGAAGAACUCAAUACUUACUUGUCCAGAUUGAGCGAGCAUCACGAUAUGCCCAGGAUUGGCCCCGGUUAAGGAUAUCAGGACAGAAGGUUGAGUUGGUGGCGAAUGUGUGUAGGCGGAUGGACGGGAGUUGUUGGCGCUUUUGGUUAUACCCU
Molecule: messenger RNA, 516 nt
Organism: Fusarium oxysporum Fo47
Lineage: Eukaryota; Fungi; Ascomycota; Sordariomycetes; Hypocreales; Nectriaceae
Exons: 2
Coding region: 44-433 (129 amino acids)
Cellular component (GO): nucleolus
Source: RefSeq, a predicted model, not a curated record